GUGAGAAAGAAACCUAAAGCCAAACUGAAAGUCAAACUAGGUUGUAAGUGGAGAGAUUGUGAAAGUUGUGCUCACUUUUAAUAAUAUAAUAACAGAGUUUUUCACUUUCAGCUUCUCCACCAAUCCACCAAAUUAUUUCCUCCCUUUUCCCCUUCGUCUAGGGUUCCAAUUUCUGAAGAAAAUCAACUGAUCCAAAGCCAAACAACAAGCACCAGCACAAGUCAAUCUAGACCAACCAAUAUGGAUCAGCAAGGGCAUGGGCAGACCUCUGCAACGGGCAUAGUUGGUAGUUCAGCAGCGGUUCCGUAUGGUAUAACAAGUUAUCAACCUAAUCAAAUGAUGGGAACCUCGGCUCCCGGACCGGGUGGUUCAAUCCAAUACCCUACUCAGCCUGCAGGCAACUCUGCACCGUCAACUCAGCUGGCACAACACCAACUUGCUUAUCAGCACAUACACCAACAACAGCAGCUGCAAUUGCAGCAACACCUCCAGCGCUUUUGGUCAAACCAGUAUCAAGAAAUCGAGCAGGCUACUGAUUUUAGAAACCAUAGCCUACCAUUGGCCAGGAUCAAGAAGAUUAUGAAGGCAGAUGAGGAUGUUAGGAUGAUAUCCGCUGAAGCUCCGGUAGUAUUUGCUAGGGCCUGUGAAAUGUUCAUUCUAGAGUUGACACUGAGGUCAUGGAAUCACACCGAGGAAAAUAAGAGGAGGACCCUUCAGAAAAACGACAUCGGAGCAGCAAUUACAAGGACCGAUAUAUUUGAUUUUCUGGUCGAUAUCAUCCCAAGAGAGGAUAUAAAAGAGGAGGUUCUUGCAUCUGUUCCAAGAGUUGAAGGUCCAGUCGAUGGUCUUCCUUACUAUUACAUGCCACCUCAACUUGCUCCCCAGGCUGGUGCUCCGGGUAUGACUGUUGGUAAGCCACUGAUGGACCAUGCCUUCUAUGGCCAAAACCCUCCCCCUUAUGCUGGUCAGCCGGUAUGGCCGCCACAACAGCAGCAACCACCUUCGGAUUCGUAAAUGUAAACGCAAGAUCUACUUAAGAGCUUCAAGGACUGCAAGUGAAUUGAUCAUCAUACCCAUAGUAUUAUUAGUAUGUGAUUGAAUUCUACGACAUAUUAGUGCAUUGCUAUGCUAUAUUGCAUUACAAUUUAGUUACUCCCUAUAUAUAUUGUGUAAUAUUUCAAAGA
Hibiscus syriacus is the source of this 1184-nucleotide messenger RNA. RefSeq names its product nuclear transcription factor Y subunit C-3-like. Gene Ontology annotation, molecular function: protein heterodimerization activity; DNA binding; DNA-binding transcription activator activity, RNA polymerase II-specific. Gene Ontology annotation, biological process: regulation of DNA-templated transcription. The transcript has 2 exons. The record is from RefSeq and is a predicted model, not a curated record. The coding region runs from base 241 to 1014 and encodes 257 amino acids. Lineage: Eukaryota; Viridiplantae; Streptophyta; Magnoliopsida; Malvales; Malvaceae. Gene Ontology annotation, cellular component: nucleus.